Messenger RNA from Trypanosoma grayi, 372 nucleotides. RefSeq lists its product as hypothetical. The transcript has a single exon. Lineage: Eukaryota; Euglenozoa; Kinetoplastea; Trypanosomatida; Trypanosomatidae. The record is from RefSeq and is a predicted model, not a curated record. The coding region runs from base 1 to 372 and encodes 123 amino acids.
AUGCAAGCUCAGAUCAAUCAGAUGCAGGCUUGGUUUGCCCUAAAUGAAAAACAGACGGGACGGCCGGCGCGGCGGGCUGCAACAGAGGGUGGAAACGAAUAUUUUCCACCAGAUAUUCACACCGUGACGCAUACUGCCAAGAUGGACGGGCAUACAGAACAACCGUUUGCUGGAUUGGGGGCUCAACCCCAGGUGGGGUUGCGAGGAAUUCAAGAGCUGAGAAAUAAGUUCGUAGAAAAGGGUUUCCGACAUGAAGAAAAUAUCCGGACCUUUGAGGGCGCCCUGGAGUCUGUAUUGGAGACCUCCCCAGAACAGCCACUGGCGGUGUAUCGUGGUCUUUUUCCUUGCCCGCGAAACCUGAAUUUGACCUAG